ACUGUUCAUGUAUUUAAAUCACUGCUCGCACAAGAAGAGCCAGUUCUCGCCGGACUCUUUCUCUUACUCGGCACACAAUUCCUAGCUGCAAAAUAUCAUGCUCCUGUGUGUGUAUAUCAUACUCCUAGCUGCAAAUCUGGGCUCUGAAGCUGUAGUUAGUGGCUCAGUGGAGAAGAAAUUGGCCUCUGAGAGCUGCUCCCAGGUGAAGCUGAAACCUGCUGGCCAGUGCGGAAAUGAAGAGGAGUGCCCCUACCAGAUCACCAUUCCUCCUCUCACCAUCCAGCUGCCCAAGCAGUUCCAGCUGCUUAAAAAGGUCAUGACAGAGUUGGAGAGCAUGAAGGAGACAGUGAGGCAACUGAAGAGCGCCUGUCUAAGCUGCAGCCUUCAAAGGGACAGCACAGAGACACAGAACAGAGGAGAUGGUGAAACAACCACACCCAAAAAUGAGAGUUCAAGAGAUAUUAUCCGAGAGAUGCAAGUGAAGAUGUCCAAGAUGUCCUCUGGCUUGAAAAACGCUCAUAUACGGAUUAAAGACCUGCGAGGACAGGUGGAGCUGCUCAGCCACUUUAACAUGAAUAAUGUUAAGGAAAUGAUGGGCCAAAAGGUAGACAACAUCAGUGAACUAUCCAUCAAGUUCAAUCGCAACUGUUCGAAUGAGUGCCCUGUGGUAACUGGACCACAAUACAUCAUAGCAGCUAGAGACUGCUCAGACUACAGUGCCAUGAAGAACAUGAAGAAUGGAGUCUACAAGGUUACCCCUGAUCACAGAAAUGGGACGUUUGAGGUCUUCUGUGACAUGGAGUCCAAUGGUGGCGGCUGGACUGUUGUGCAGCACCGAAUCAAUGGCACUCUGAAUUUCAACCGCACCUGGGCUGACUAUAAGAAUGGCUUUGGGGACUUGCGUGGGGAGUUUUGGCUUGGAAAUGAUCAUAUUCAUCUGCUCACCAGGACCAAAGACAUGGUGCUGCGCAUCGAGCUUGAGGACUUCCAAGGUGUCAGAGAGUACGCCAAAUACGAACAAUUUUAUGUAGCAAAUGAGUUUCUUAAAUACCGCCUGUCCAUAAGCAAAUACUCAGGGGGGAGUGCUGGUGAUGCUCUGCAUAUCAACAAUGACUACAAUCAUGAUCAGAUGUUUUUCACUACGUGGGACAGGGACAAUGAUAUGUACUUGUCUGGAAACUGCGGCGCUUACUAUGGAUCGGGCUGGUGGUUCAAUGCCUGCAUGUCGGCUAACCUAAAUGGCAAAUAUUACCACAAAAGGUACACAGGAAAGCGAAAUGGCAUCUUCUGGAGCACAUGGCCCAACACACCUAAAGAGCAGUACCUGACCAACGGCAGGCAUCCCUUCAAAACUGUCAAGAUGAUGAUUAGGCCAAAGAAUUAUGCCCCGUAAGUUAAUAAGAACAUUACUACAGAGAAGGACAGUCAGACAAUAAAGCAUCCUAUGCUUAAAAUACAAAUUUUUCUAGACAAUUCAAUUUAAAAAUGUGAAAUGAACAGAACAGUUUACAAAUAAAAAAAAUCCAGAUUAAUGCAAGUAUUCCUUCCUCUGUCUAAUACUGCCAUCUAGGUGCCCUGCAAUGUAGGUUAAUAAAUCUAAUAGAACAAGCUACAUUUCUUGUUCUGCUGUAAGUAAAAUCCCAGACAUCCCUAACAAUUACUGUUUUUGUAAAAUAGUAAAUAGUAAACAAUUACUAUUUUGUUAAAUUAGAUAAUAGCAAUAACAAUGUGUCUUGUUUCUUUUCCAAACUGCAUUAAGCAUAAAAUAGUCAUGUAAAUUUACAAGGAUUUUAAAAAUGCAGGGUUCCUAAAACUUUUGCACAUACUUUAUAUGUGGUAAUUUAAUUUGCUUAAGAGGAAUUGACACUGAAAAUAGUCAGAGUCAAUGUUUUUCGCACUCACAAAUUAACAUUUUUAUAUGAACAAAAACUGUAUGUGCACUGGAGCACUUCUGUAUAGUUAUUGUUUCAUAACUAUAUAUGCUAAGUUCAAAUAAAAUAAAUGCUUGUUGUUUGUUUUUCAUAGAAAGCAAAAGAAAAAAAAGAUGCCAUCAUUGUUGAAGUGUAGCUGCAUAGUGUUUGUAUACCAUUUUUUUAAUAUCAAGGUGGGGAAACAAAAUAAACACAAAUAAACACUGGUUAUACCAUGUCACAAUGUCUCCUUCCGAUUUUUUUAAACAAAAAAUGUGAUAAUUGAUAACUAAAUGCUGAAGCUGCCAAAACAGAUCUUCCUCCUGCUGGUAGUUUGUUUGGAAGCGCAGAUGUGAUCGCAGAUGUCCUUGUACUUGUGGUCUCAAAAAAAUGGUAUCAGUGCAAUCAUAAUAAAUAUACUAUUUGAAAUAUU
Molecule: messenger RNA, 2343 nt
Organism: Hemibagrus wyckioides
Lineage: Eukaryota; Metazoa; Chordata; Actinopteri; Siluriformes; Bagridae
Gene: fgl2a
Product: fibrinogen-like 2a
Exons: 2
Coding region: 98-1393 (431 amino acids)
Source: RefSeq, a predicted model, not a curated record